This is a messenger RNA of Balaenoptera musculus (blue whale), 1328 nucleotides long. Its product is annotated as retinitis pigmentosa 9 protein-like. The record is from RefSeq and is a predicted model, not a curated record. Lineage: Eukaryota; Metazoa; Chordata; Mammalia; Artiodactyla; Balaenopteridae. Gene Ontology annotation, biological process: RNA splicing.
UUUUUAAAUGAAGGCUUCGCAGCCCCGCGUGGGGCUGCAGUGUCGUCCCAGCCUGGGUGCGACGACUCGGGUGCCAGGGGCGCACGGUGGCCGCGGGGGCCUCCGGAGCAGGAGCUGAAGCGGCGGCGGCACGACGCACAGCAGCUGCAGCAGCUCAAGCACCUGGAGUCCUUUUAUGAAAAACCUCCUCCUGGGCUUAUCAAGGAAGAUGAGACUAAGCCAGAAGACUGUAUACCAGAUGUCCCAGGCAAUGAACAUGCCAGGGAAUUUCUGGCCCACGCACCAACCAAAGGACUUUGGAUGCCACUGGGGAAAGAAGUCAAAGUCCUGCAGGGUUGGUGCUGUAAACGAUAUGGUCACCAAACAGGCGACAAAGAAUGCCUUUUUUUUAUCAAAGGCAACCGAAAGUUAGAACAGUUCAGAGUAGCGCAUGAAGAUCCCAUGUAUGACAUCAUACAAGAGAAUAAAAGACAUGAAAAGGAUGUAAGGAUACAACAGUUAAAACAGUUACUGGAGGAUUCAACAUCAGAUGAAGAUGGGAGCAGCUCCAGUUCCUCAGAAUGUAAAGAGAACAAGAAAAAGAAGAAAGGAAAGCAUAAGAAAAAGAAGAAAAAACGAAAGCAUAAGUCUUCUAAGUCAAAUGAGAGUUCAGACUCAGAAUGACAAGAGCUUGACCUGUUCAACAUUCUCUUCUCAAAAAUCAAACACUGUGGCCAAAGAUCAGAGGAAUGUGGAAACAGGAAUAGGAGAGAGAAACACCGAGAGAGGAGAUUUGGUGUCACAGGUGUGAAUUCUCACCUACCUUCCAGUAAAGAUGUGACCGCCACAGGAGAGUGAGUUGUGUCUUGCCAGGUGCUAGCUCUGGACAGCAGCUGAUUUCAGGCUGGAAAGCUUUUCUCAUUGUUCUCCUCCCUGCAGAUCACUGUGGGUCCUGAUUCCUUAGAAAUGCCUCUGGCAGGGUGGCCAGACUAAGGGAAUCUCUGAGGAAGCUCCUCCAGGUGCUGCCACAGCUUCCACCCUCCGUGGUGGGGCUACUUAAUGCCCUUAGAUUUCAGGCUUGACUUUCCUCUGUUGCUGAGGAUAAAAGCUCAUUAUUUUAUUUAUUUAAAAAAUACUCAUUUAUUUUUGAAUCAUAAUAAUAUACUUACAUGGUCCAAAUUUAAAAGGUAUAUAAGGGGAAUUCCUUGGCUGUCCAGUGAUUAGGACUCAACGCUUUCACCGCCGUGGCCCAGGUUCAAUCCCUGGUCAGGGAACUGAGAUCCUACAAGCCACGAGGUGCGGUCAAAAAAAAAAAAUUAUAAAAGGUAUAUAAGGUUUAAUCAUGAAAA